Hemibagrus wyckioides is the source of this 4274-nucleotide messenger RNA. It is a transcript of the gene cbx6a, whose product is annotated as chromobox homolog 6a. The record is from RefSeq and is a predicted model, not a curated record. The coding region runs from base 143 to 1438 and encodes 431 amino acids. NCBI's taxonomy places the organism in Eukaryota, Metazoa, Chordata, Actinopteri, Siluriformes, Bagridae. The transcript has 5 exons.
GUGUGUGUGUGUGUGUGUGUGUAUGUACGAAUGUGUGUGUGUGAGUGAGUGAGUGAGUGAGUGAGAGUGUGUGUGUGUGUGUGCGUGUGUCGCCGCCGCCCGGACAGCGGGAGGAAAGGAAUCGUCCGGAAAAAAAAAAAACAUGGAACUGACGGCAAUUGGAGACCGAGUUUUUGCCGCUGAAGCUAUCCUGAAACGCCGCGUGAGAAAGGGCAACAUCGAGUAUCUGGUGAAAUGGAAAGGAUGGGCACUGAAGCACAGCACGUGGGAACCCGAGGAGAACAUCCUGGACGAUCGGCUCAUCACGGCGUUCGAGCAGAAGGAACGAGAGCAAGAGCUUUACGGCCCGAAGAAGCGGGGACCUAAACCAAAAAACUUCGUGCUCAAGGCACGUGCUCAAGCAGGCGAGACGUCGUCCCGUGCAUCCAGUACCCGUCAUGCCCCUCCAUGCCCUUCCUCCUCAUCGCCGGUUCCUCCUAACCCUUCGUCUUCGUCAUCCCUGGCACCGACACCCAGGUUGCACUCUCUGGCUGCCUCACAUAAGCUCAAGAAAGAUAUUCAUCGCUGCCACCGCAUGUCCCGGCGACCUUUGCCCCGUCCUGACCCUGACGGUUCCUCCUUCGUUUCCCGUUUGCCAAUCUCUCCGUUCUCUGAGACUGUGCGCAUUUUGAAUCGCAGGGUCAAACCACGUGAGGUCAAGCGUGGUCGCAUCAUUCUCAACUUAAAAGUUAUUGAUAAAUACGGCGGUGGGACAACCAAAGGACACCAUGGAAGGCCGCAGAUCCCAUCCCGGAAUCGUAUCAUUGGGAAGAGGCAAGGAGACAUGCCCUACAAGCCGUUCCAACCACCCAUGAAGAUGCCUGGCUUUCCUAUGUACGGCCAGCCGUUUGGGCUCCAGCCGUGCCCUCCUGCUUCCGCAACUGGUACGAGAGCAGGAUCUGCUAUUGGAAGUAAAACCAGAGCUCAUUCCUCAGCAGAUUCUUCCAGGGUUCGUAUCCAGUCGCCCCCUUCUCCGUCCAGCUCCAGCAGCACUGAAGGCGACACUCCCUCUUCACCGCAACUUCAGUCACGUAGACAACAAGCUCAGCUCGCCGCAACCUCAUCCUCACCUCUGGCACUGAGCACAGAAACCUCAUCCCAAGCUCAUAAUCAAUCCACAGGAACCAAACCUGGAUCUUCAGCACCUUGUCUACCCUCCUCUCCACCCCUCUCUUCUUCUUCAUCCUCACUGUCGUCGUCACCAGAAGACAAAAAAAGAAGGGCACAGAAUUUCCCCUGUGUGGGAAGGGGCAGGAAAAGAAAGCCACGUUGCCGAUUUCAGGCAUCCGAUCCCUCGGAUGAUGGCACUGAGAAGACAGUGCCUAAACAAGGUGACCCCAACUGGCAUCCUAAGCGGACACCCGGCUGUGCCAAUGAUGCCGUUACCAAUGUUCAUUAAGGAGUGCUGCCAGUCUAGAGCAGCUUCCGGUCCCCCAUCACCGUCCCACGCUGAGAAUGCCAAAGCUUCCAACCCUAGUCUUCUUCGGUUACUACUAACAGUAUCCCAUUCACCCCUUGACCCCCCCAAAAGAACUUGCCAUUAGAAUAUUCACAAAAAACAACGUUGCCAUCAAUGAAAUUUAAACAUAUUUUUUAAAGAAAUGAAGUUCUCUAUAUAUAUAUGGACUGGCAGAGUGCUUGUUCUGAUUUACUGCACAUUGACCCGAGAGAUUCCGUGUCAUUGGUGACCCUGUUCUUCAGUGACCGUGUGGAACUCUGGGGCUGCAAGAUGAACAAAAUGCCAUAUUGUAGUAAUAUUGCUUCAUAUUGCAAUUGCAAUAAGGCUUGCAAUAUAUUAGAAUUGAUCAGCGAAUUCCUGACAUGACUGCGGCAACCUGAACGGUUUGAAGGCUUGCCUGCAGCCUUCUGCAAUACUUCAAUACCGCAAAUGUCCAUAUAUUUGCGAGAGCGGUUACCAAGAUAUGUUACAUUUAACCCUAGAACUGUGCCUGCUUUUGGUGCCGUCAGUGCUGUAGACACCUUAGCAUGAGAAAUGAGUGUGAGUAAGUUAUGCUUUGUUGUGGUCCGUAAAGAAUGCAGCGUGUAUUGUAACCAAUCCGUCCUUCUCCACCGUACACCCCGACACAGACCAUUUAUUUUGCACGCACAACGCAAGACUCUUCUUGCGACCUUUCAAUUCUGACCCUGUGCUCUACCCCCUUACCGGAAGAUACGUCCACCAAGACUCUAAACUGCCGGUGUUUCCACAAAUACACCAAGGACUGCAUCUCAAGAUUGCUACUGUACAUCAUUUCUCUUCCCUGUUUCUUGGAGUCGUAUUUGCCUUCUGGAGUAGUUUGUAUUUGGUGUGAUCGGUGUUUUAUGGGCUUUCAACAGACGUUGGACUGGUUUGAGAACCGUGAAGCAGUGACUUCUACAAAUAUAUAAGCCUUGAUUGAUGAGACCUUCAUGAACAACUGAUGCUAUUUGGAAAGAUUCCAGAAUAUUUUUUCUUAGCACCACGUGUCACUUCUCAAACCGGUCCAGCAGUUGAGCUUUUUGGUCCGACUCGGUGCUAACAUUGACAGAUCAGACCUGGGAUAAAAACAGUCUAACUUAUGAUUUUUUUCAGAGCUUCCUGCAAAAGGGCUCAUGCGAAUGUGAAUGGUGGUUUUGUGGGUUUCCGGGUUUCAUGUGCGCCAUUGGUCGUAUCCGACUUCGGGUGCGUUCCAAGUGAAAUCGCCAUGAAUUCAGAGCAAAACCGGACUGAUUCUGCGAAAUCGCUGCAAUGUAUUUAUGUCUGCUUAUGAAAAUAGAAAUGAAGUUUCUGGUGAAUAGGAUCAUGUCGGCGUCACAGAGUUCAUAUGGCAGCUAACUUGGCUAACUGUGGUGAAGAAUAAUGCAAUGUGAGAAGGCUUAUUUAUUUAUAGGACUCAUUUGAUGAAGCAUAGCCACCGACUCGCUCUAAUAAUCCUGCACAAAUCUUAAUUAAUGUGCCUUUGGGAACUUUGGGUCAGGGGAAUAUUGGGAAAUGUGGUUUGGUGGGGGCUUGGCUGUAGAUAUAGCUUUUCUUUAUGUUUAUUUUUUGUCCUAGUCUGAAUUUAUAGUUUGUUCUUUUUGAGGUAACAUGCUUACAAAUUGGUAGCAGCCCAGUGGGAGUGUACUGUAGCCAUUUUUACUUGUAGCCAGUUGUGUGUAACUGACCAAUCAUCUGCAAGUCUGGCGUUUGGAGAGAUUUCAAAUAAAAAUUAUUUUUUUGUGGAAAGUUAAGUGGUGUAAGUCACUUUCAUGACUGGUAUGAUAAGUUGGUGACUUCAUUUUUUACCUCCCUGCUAAUUAAGCUAUCCAGCUAGCCAGCAUGAUAAUCUCGAUUAAUCUGAAUUAAUUAAACUAUUGAAUUUAUUUGAACUUAACUUUAGCAAUCUCAUUUUUAAUUUCUAAAACGUCCCCAUUGAUACAAGAUGACCGAUAGUGCAGUUGUGAAAGAUGUUGCUAACAAGGUUGCCUCAAAAAGUCAAUCAUGUAUCAUUACGUUUACGAUAUUUUGUUCCAUUAUUUUAUAGUAAUGUAUUUUAAAGCUCCUAAAAGUGAAGUUUAUCCCAGGUCUGGGAGAGAUGAACUCCGUGACCCACUCCUUCCUCCGGUGCUGGCCCUCCGCAGGCCACCUCUUGUAGUGCGUCUGUGUUAUAUAACACUACGUGAAGCAUGUGUCGCCUUUGACCGUUUAACCUAGGAAGUGCUCCAAAGUACCAAAAGUCGAGUCUUUGUUUACCUGUGUGUACCGUGUGCUAGAGAAUAGCCGUAGGAACCGCUGAGGUGGUUCGUCAUUACUCGAAGUUAACCAGUGGCCUAUGUUUUAUAUUUAAUAGGGCUCGAAAAAGGUUUUCGGACAAUAGCGUCACCUAAUAAGACCUGGCACUUUCAGAGAGGUGUAAAUGAUCCGGAGGGCUUUUUUUUAAAAAAUAUUUCUGUACUGUAGGAGUGAUGUAUUGAGUGCCACAUUUCUUUUAUAGCCAUCCUUGUCCUCUUUGAGUAGUUUCGGGUUUUGGGUCGGAGUGAACUAUUACACCCAAACGCCAAGCUAAGUGUGUACUCUGAAACGUGUAUUUUAUUGUUUUAUGUAUUGAUAUUAAGUUGAUGACUAUAUUAAUGAAGACGAUGACGAUAACAUUGUAAUGUAUCUGAUGCAUGUACUGCAGUAUCCUAAUUGUACAGGUCAUUUAAGUGUCAAUUAUCGGUGUUGCUUUGUGUGUUUCUCUUGUAAGAUGCUUUUAAUAAAAGUCACCCCAAAGACA